AGACACGGCACCCAGCGCUCACAGAGUCUCAACCGUGGGCACUCGCUCUCAAGAUCCGAUGGCACCUGGUGACAUCACGGGACCACGGGCAGCGUAGUAACGUGCGCCGAGUGCGGUCAGCGCAGUAUGGGCAACAAGUUAUCUUCGUGCUCGUGCGCGCCCAUCCUCCGCAAGGCGUACCGAUACGAGGACAGCCCGUGGCAGAACUCCCGACGGCGAGAUGGACAUCUACUUAGACUUUGGGCGGAGGUAUUCCACGUGUCGGCGAGCGGCGCCGGCACGGUGAAGUGGCAGCAGGUGUCUGAAGACCUGGUGCCUGUGAACAUCACCUGCAUCCAGGACUCCCCCGAGUGCGUGUUCCACAUCACCGCCUACAACUCCCAGGUCGACAAGAUCCUCGAUGUUAGACUACUGCAGCCUGGAACAAGGAUCGGGCAGGCGUCAGAAUGCUUCGUUUAUUGGAAAGAUCCCAUGACUAACGACACCUGGGGUCUAAACUUCACUUCGCCCAUCGACGCCAAGCAAUUUAGAGAAUGCUGCUCACCAUCAUUCAAAUUCUCACGUAAGGCUUCGUCGAGCUACAGCCUGAAGCUGGAACCGCCGGGCAGCAAGCAGAAGUUCAAGACCAAAAGGAAACCCGUCUCCACGCCGGCCAGCCCCAAUAGAUCAAGCCUGACGUAUGGCCGCGAACCUCAGUGCACCUGCAUGACUCAAGAACAGUAUUCUCGACUCAGAGCUCAAGAUCCUAGAUACCGUUCUUCAACUCUUCCGAGGACGACUAACCGUGCCAUCGAGACGGAGGGCCAGGCGCCGGCCGCGGGGCGCUCGGACAAGGUCGCUGCUGCCACCUCCUCCACCUCGCUCUACGACAAUGUCGCCAACUCGCAGGCUAACCAGGCACCGCCGAAACCUGCUGCUCGUCAGACCGACACGCAGGCUCCGUCGCGCACCACCAAGUCGCAGGAGACGUCCACCAUGACCACCAACACCUCUACUGCUCCCAAAACUGUCACCGCCUCGGUCGGCACUCAUGGCACCAAUACAAACGAGGAGCAGUCAAACCAGCACCAGGAGCACAAGUCUGAGGGUGUGCAGGCCGGCGGCACCCUCACCUCCAAGUCCUCAUCCACUUCUACACGCAAGGACCACGUCCACAACAAGAGCGUGGACUAUGGGGAUGGGAAUGAUUCUUCUCGCGAAUCGGACAGACACACAAUGCACAACCACAACGUCAUCAACAACAACACCUCCGGCUCACGUCGCACCAAGUCCAAGAGCACUGAAGACAUGAAUAUGGACUCAACUACCCUGAAACGCAUGUUGAAACCGAUGCCGUCAACGGAGAGUCCGGUGACGUCACCGGAGAUGGGCCGGCGUCGGUACGGCGGCACCGCGCCCUGCCCGUCGUCGUGCACGCACCACCGCCACCACCCGCAUCAUGGUCACUACGCCCACGUCGUCAACAACAAUCGGCAGGGCUCACAGCGAUACCCGAGUGCCAGUCGCGGCGUUGGCGUGGGCGCGGCGCCCAGCGGCUACCCCGGCCGCGGGUUGUUCCUGGAGCUGGGCGGUGAACGUGACCUGUCCCCGCCCUCCGACAAUGUGAUGUUCGACAACCAGUGCUAUGCCACCACACCCUCCUCAUCUAACGGGAACUCCGACCAGGAGCCGUGCCAGCGCCGCGACCCAAGGCACACUCACCAUGUGCAAAAGCCGUGUCUCUCACGGCAAGCAUCCCAGUCGAGCGCGACGCCCGCCCCGGGGUCUCCGACUUCGCGGCUGCUGCUAGAGUACGAGAUGCACCUGCGGAACACGCUCGCCAAGGGCAUGGACGCCGAGAGCUACAGCCUGCACACCUUCGAGGCCUUGCUGAGUCAGAGCAUGGAGGAUUUAGAAUACAAUGACAAUAUGCCGCCAUCAAAUCAACGGAGCCCGUACCCUCCACGUAGAAGGCCAGCAUCCCAGUGCUCCGGCGGUGGCAGCCGUUCCUCGACCCUGCCGCUGCCGCAUCGCCUGGGAGUGGAGAGACAGCACAGUGCGCGCUCUGACAGGGAUGGAUAUUACAGCGAUCGAAAUGAAUUAAUGAGGGAGCGAGAGCGGGACCGAGAGAGGGAGAGGGGCUACCUCAGCGAUCACAACUCGAGAGAUCGAAUACGGGACCGCGAUCAAGGUUACCUGAGCGACCACCAAUCGAGUUUCGUGAGUGCGUCCCGCUGUGCGUCAUGCAUCGGGGAGUCGGCCCGAUCAGCCUGGUACAGGCACUCGGACGGCUGGCGCGGCGCCCCACCCGGCCCCCGCCGCUCCCCCUGGGACUCCCUGCCCAGUCUACGCCAGGAAGGCAGCCUCAAUGACUCCGGGUACCGAAGCAAUAGGGCCGACAGCUUUGAGCAAAGGGGCGUUUUCGACCGUCAGGACAGCGUGCGGUCGGAGUACGCGAGCGACCGGGAGUCCACGCGGUACGGCAUCGUGCAGCAGGCGUCCAUCGACAGCACAGACUCCCGCAUCUGCUACCUCACCAGCAGCGAGAUAUCGGACGAUGAUCGUAUGUCGCUGACGACGGCGGUGUCGGACGAGGAGGAGCCGGGCGAGAGCGCGAUGAACUCGCCCUACAAGGGCAAGCAGACCGGCGCCGCCGCUGCUUCCUUCAACUGCACCGGGGCUGUGAGGAAGGCCGGAUUUUUGAGCGUGAAGAAAUGGCUGCUUCGCAAGAAACACCAGAUCGAGCUCGCUCGCAAGCGCGGAUGGAAAGGCUACUGGGUGUGUCUGAAAGGGACAACACUACUGUUCUACCCGUGCGACUCCCGAGAGGGGAGGUCUGUGGAAGCUGCACCAAAGCACUUGAUAAUCGUCGACGGAGCCAUCAUGCAGCCGAUACCGGAGCACCCGAAGCGCGAUUACAUAUUCUGUUUGAGCACGGCAUUCGGCGACGCGUAUCUCUUCCAGGCGCCGUGUCAGGUGGAACUCGAGAACUGGGUGAACAGUAUCCACAGUGCCUGCGCCGCGGCCUUCGCCAGACACCGCGGCAAGACUGGGACACUGCACCUGCUACAAGAGGAGAUAUACAGACUUGAGAAAGCCAUAGAGUCGGAUCACAAGCUGAAGCACAUGGCUGAUUUGCAGCAGUCUGUAGUAUCGGAUCCGGAAACAAGGGCACAAUUAGCGGUGCAAAUGUUGCAAUGGGAGGAGAAUCUGGAGCGAUUACAUUGUGAACAAUUCCGUCUGCGCUGCUACAUGGCCAGCCUACAAAGCGGCGAACUGCCCAACCCGAAGUCGCUGCUGACCCACGUGUCCCGCGGCACCAAGAGCACACUUAACAAGCUGGGCGUAUUCACGGUGUCGUCCUUCCACGCGUUCAUCUGCGCUCGCUCGCCCUCACUGCUCAACAACCUGCUCGCUGGUCGCGGCGCCACCAAGCGGCGGGCGCCGAACCUGUCGCGGUCCAAUUCUGGAUCCAGCAGGCGGUCUAUGCAGAUGUCUCGCGAGGAGGGGGAGGCGGCGGUACGAGUGUCGCUACCUGAAGGCACCACGGCGACCGUGGGGGUUCGCGAGGGAAUGUCAGUCGAAGAAUUCCUAGCGGCGGCCUGCGCGCGGCGCUCACUCAACCCUCUAGAACACUUCGUGCGGGUGAAGAAACGCCGCGACAUGGAAGACCAUAAUUACUUCGUGCCGCACCGGGGCGAUCUAAUUGAGACAUACCUCCACACUCACGAGGUGGUCGAAGUCUGCGCGAAGAUCCUCUACCAGGUGGAGCUGCAGCGGACGACGUUGGAGCACAUGUGGGGCUUCAGUGUGGAGGCCGAGCUGAUCGAGAACGCCGAGCGACAGGACGAGCUGUGCUGCUACGUCAGCCGCGUCGAGGAUAAGAGCGUCGCCAUGCAAAACGGUAUCAUCAAAGGGGAUGAGAUAAUGGUGAUUAAUGGAGCGAUCGUCUCUGACCUGGAUAUGAUGUAUUUGGAGAGCGUCCUGCAGGAGGAGCUGUCCCUGGUCAUGAUGAUGAGAUCGUCCCGCACGGAGCCGCCGGAGCUGAGCGGCGCGAUGCGCGCGGCCACGGACGACAUAAUCGAUUCCCUCGUGUGCCCGCCGCCGCCCACCGACCCGCCCGUCAUCUCCGACGACAUGAUCUCCGGACUCAUUGUGCCAGCGCCGGCCUGGAGCAAGGAGCUAUACAGUCCAGAGACAGACGGUCACGGCGAGGCGGGCGGCUCCGGCCCGCCCAAAGUCAGCUCUCGCACUAACUCGUUCGAGAUCGAGAAUCUACUCAAGAGGGGUGGGCGUGUGCGGCAGAGUGCGGAGCAGGUGACGGGCUGGUGUCGGUCACCGAGCGAGACGCGACGGGCGAGUCCGACGGGCAGCAGCGCGGCCGUCACGCCGUCCCGACACCUGUCAGAUGCGGAUAAGCUGAGGAAAGUGUUGAUGGAGCUAGUGGAUACCGAGCGGGCGUAUGUCAAGAAUCUAAAUAAUCUGCUGGAAAACUACUUGGAGCCGCUGAAGAGGGAAACUUUUUUAUCGAACGCCGAGAUCAACGCUCUGUUCGGCAACAUUCAGGAGAUAGUGACUUUCCAACGACAGUUCAUGCAAAACUUAGAGGAGGCGCUAGAGGCUGAACCCAAUUUCAAUCACCUAGAAUUUUCUAAUCAAUUCAAAAACGUACUCUUCGCAGUCGGGAACGCUUUCCUUUAUUACGUGAACCAUUUCAAAUUAUACAGUUCCUUCUGCGCCAGCCACAGUAAAGCUCAGAAAGUUUUACAUCCAAACGAGGGCAACCAGGCGCUGCAGGAGUUUUUGGCCGCGCGUAAUCCGAAGCAACAACACUCUUCGACGCUGGAGUCGUAUUUAAUUAAGCCAAUCCAGCGUAUUCUCAAGUAUCCGUUAUUACUUCAACAAUUAAGAAACUUAACUGACGUAAAUUCGGAGGAGCAUCUUCACUUAGUCGAAGCUUUAAAAGGUAUGGAGAAAGUUGCGGAACACAUUAAUGAAAUGCAACGAAUACACGAGGAAUAUGGUGCUAUAUUUGACCACUUGUUUAGACAACAUCAGAAGUCUUGCAAGCAGCCGAUCGAUUUAAGUCCAGGUGAUUUAUUAUAUUACGGAGGUGUGGAGUGGCUGAAUAUAUCAGACUUCCUCGGGAAAAUAAAGAAAGGACUCGAGCUGCACGCCAUGUGUUUCGUUUUCAAAUCAGCCGUUGUCUUCCUGUGUAAAGAAAGACUGAGACAAAAGAAAAAGUUAAUGGGUGUGUCGUCGAAGAAUAACUCUAAUGAAGUGGAAAUCAUUCGCUACCAAGUGUUGAUACCCGUGACCGAGGUUCAAGUUAGAGCGUCAUCUGCAAAGGACAUGGACAGCCAUUUCUUGUGGGAGCUCAUCCAUCUACGCAGUCAGCUGCAGCGCCGCUCCGAGAAAGUUUACGUGCUAUCUAACAGCACGGCGGAUUUCCGCAACGCGUUCCUCAAGACGAUCCGGCAGAUCAUCCGCGAGUCUGUCCGCAACAUGUCGCUGCCGAGCUCGCGCCCCGCCCCCGCCCCGCCCCGCGCACCGCACCCCCCGCAUCCCCACUCCGCGCAUACACUUGACAGGCCUAAACACCAGGUGCAAGUUAUGCAAGGAUCACAUACUUUGGGCAAAACAAAGAAACCGAAAACUUCGGGACAAAGGCUAUCCGCAGGAAAUAUUGAAGUUGGUGAUCUUUCACGAGAAAAUUCUCAAGAUGCAGAUGAACCACCUCAAGACGUUUCUUCUGAUGAACCCACAUUCAGACACAGGAGCAAAACACUUGGCGAUAAUGCGGAUGCGGGCAAGCGUCCCCUGCCGCCGCCGCCGCCGUCGACGGACACGGAGAAGUCGUCGGCCGGCUCCAAGUCGGAGGGCGAGGACGAGCCGCCGCCGCAGCCGCCGCCCAAGCGAGGGUUAGGCCGCACUCCCAACCACCUCACCCUAAGCACGACGUCGACGCUCAGCGCCGGCAGCACUGGCAGCCAGGCGCGCCUCAUCCAGUCCUCGCACCAGCCGACGCAGUACCAGCCGACGAUGGUCAAGGAGCUAGGUAAGCAGGGUUCCCAGUCGCUCAAGUCCUCGCCAGAGAGGAGGAGCUCGAGCGCGGAGAAAAAGAUCAAGGUGAUCCGAUCCGGCAGCGGCAGCAACAUCCACCGGGAUAGGUCGCCCGGCAGACCCGUGGAACAUAUCUCGCCCGACCGGGACCGCGUAACCAAGGUGAUCAUAUGCAAGUCACCCAACAAAUCCAGUCUGAAACAGAGCAAGACCCUGCACAGGUCGCCCAAGGGCAGCUUCGAUCAGUCCAGAUCGCCCCGCGGGUCCAUCGACAAGUCUAGGUCCCCGCAGCAGAGCUUCGACGGGUCGCGGUCCCCGAGGGGCAGCAUAAUAAAGUCCCGCGAGAGCAGCCUGGACCGAGCCCGGUCCCCCAAGCCGGUGCCCAAGAAGGGCAUCAUGCGCACGCCGCAGGCCAGCUUCGACCGCUCCCCGUGCAAGUCCCCCAACACUAGCCGCCGCUCCUCCAAGUCCGGCGGGGAGAAGCUUGCGCGAAUCGGCACCAACUCCCUAGAUAGGAUCACGCACUACUCGCAGCUGGCCAAGGCCGAGGAUAAAGCUAUCAAAAUGGGGAUCGUCGUCUCGAAGUCGACCGAAUCGAUCACAAAGGCUAUCGAGCACGCCACCUGCGUCGAGUGCUACCUGUCCGGGAAAAAGCAGAGCAAGACCUCUUAGCAUAAGGCGAAGGGCAAGUCGUCCAAAGGUCGCCGAAAAUCUGUCCCGACUCACUCGAUCUUGGUGUCGUCCAAUCGGAGCAGCGUCGAGACUCUCGACGACGCGCCCUGCGACCGCGGACAUUGCCCUUCGUCUCGUCAGUGCGAGAAGAUCGACUUCAAUCAAAUACACGUUUAAUUUGUAAUUUAUUUUUAUAUGAUCUACCAUAUCUCAGUUAUAUUAUUACCUGCGGUUAGACUGAAUCGGCGUAAGUGAGUCUCGACUGAAGGAGCAUCGUACGAUGUGCCAGUUUACUAUUCGAAGGAAUUGAUUAGAGAAAGAUAUACUGACUUAAGUAUAGAAAGUUCCUUGUGUUAAGUUCGGUUCGAAAGUAUAAUAUAUACACGAUAAUUAAUUUCUUUUAAUGAAUAUCGUAACGAGACACCAAUUAUUAUAUUAUUUAGUUGUAAAAUAUAUCGUUUGUUUACAAGUAAGGCUCAAAUUGCGUACGAGCGUAUACGUAACCUCUUCAUCUGGGAAACCUCUCGUAGAGUAAAUAAUAAAUGUGGAUGUCUAUCGUAGUGAUAUGGUUAUAUGUAGACAUAAUUUAGUAGAAUCGUGUACCUCCCCAAUACUCCAUCGAUGUUCAAAAUGACCUAAUUCUAGUCUCCAAGUGCUAAAUUAAACAUUAUAUGGCUGUGGAAUUGUACUGAUUGUGAAACUUAAUUACUCGGUAACUUACAUCCUCCUCGUCUUAGUUGUACUCGCAGAUAAACGAUGCAUUUAUAUUCUUACAGUUAUAUUUUGUUACUGUUGAUUACGGUGGAUUUUUCCAUUACUGAAAGUCUUCCAACAAAAAUGCCAAUUGUUUAAAAUGAAUCUUCUUAUUUUAUAUUAUUUACGACGUUCGAUAAAAGAUACUAUAUUUACCUUUUAAGUAAAUUAUUUAUAUUUUAGUGCUAUAUUUUCUUACUUGUAUUUCACGUUCGCCUCAGUUUCUACACGAGUCAUUUUAUGCAGCAUUUAUUGCAACUAAGUGUAUAUCAUAUACUAAAUUAUAACACGUAAUACGAUAAUAAUCUAUAUGUGCAUGUUACAACAAUAUGAAUAACUACUCAAUUAUCUUAAACUUAAUGUAAUAGGAUAGCCACGACGUUAAAUGUAGUCGAAUACUUCCUUAACCUUAUUUAAACUAAAGAUAAGAAGCAAUUAUUGAAAUAAUAUACCACUUAGUCUUUAGACAGCACCGAGUCCGUUGAAUACCUUUAAUGUUGCACCCAUCCUAUACGGUUGUACUAGCCUCGACGUACUAUAAUAAUAUGAUGUUUAACAACCGGUGCACCCUAGCCUAGCUUUAAGGUAAUAUUACUACUUGUGUAACUUUUCAUUUGAAUGUUCGAUGAAGAUGUUGAUUCGGAAACGCUAAAUUGAAACCGACUCAAUUCGUCCGCAAAGCGCUUACAUGCUUGAAUUGGAAACAUCGUUGAAAAUACCAAUUGCAAUUAAAUACUUUAAAAUUCGUAGUUUCAAUUGCCGUUUAAGGCCGAAAAUGCUACUAUACUUGCAUUUCGUUUACAAAUAAACACUUUUUUCAUAAUAAUUUGGUGGCAAUAAUAUUUGUCGAUUUUUAGUAUGUUUUAUCGAAGUUACUUUAUUUUUAAGCCUUUUACAACUAUCAUUUAUACGUCGUUAUGCUGUAUUCUAUUUUCAUAGUUCAGGCGGCAUUCGACCGGACUUUUUCAGCUUAUAUAAUUUCUAAAGGCGCCUCGUCCUAGAAAUGUCUGCUACCGUUCGGUCGAAAGCACCCGUGCUAACUUUUAAUCGACAAAUAUCGAAACGGCCACAGGGGCGACUUCGACAACAUUCGUCAAACAUUCAACUCUUUUAGAGAAGCCGCGGUACCCUGGCGAUCCGUCGAAACGCAUGCAACAAUCCAAAAUUAUCGUAUAAUAUGUAUACAUGGUGUAAAAGAGUUCGGUGUUUGGUGUGUUGUAGGGUCGCCCGUGUGGAAACCGCGCGACGCGGUGAGCCCGGCGCCGGCCGCGCCCGCCGC
This is a messenger RNA of Aricia agestis (brown argus), 8746 nucleotides long. RefSeq names its product protein still life, isoform SIF type 1 (gene sif). The transcript has 42 exons. Gene Ontology annotation, biological process: small GTPase-mediated signal transduction; positive regulation of axonogenesis; activation of GTPase activity. NCBI's taxonomy places the organism in Eukaryota, Metazoa, Arthropoda, Insecta, Lepidoptera, Lycaenidae. Gene Ontology annotation, cellular component: membrane; synapse. Gene Ontology annotation, molecular function: protein binding; guanyl-nucleotide exchange factor activity. Bases 127 to 6714 code for a protein of 2195 amino acids. The record is from RefSeq and is a predicted model, not a curated record.